Molecule: messenger RNA, 970 nt
Organism: Camarhynchus parvulus
Lineage: Eukaryota; Metazoa; Chordata; Aves; Passeriformes; Thraupidae
Product: protein FAM237B-like
Exons: 3
Coding region: 166-663 (165 amino acids)
Source: RefSeq, a predicted model, not a curated record
AGAGAGGUGGGGCUGCCACAGCUCCCUCCACCCUUCCCCCGACCCGAGUUCAGCUGCUGCUGCUGCUGCUGCUGCUUUGCCAGUGGCACAGUCGUCCCUGUGCACUGUAACCUCGGCAUCCUCGGAGCAUCCAGCAGCUGCCAGGCACUUGCAGCCCUCUCAUGAAUGUCUUUCUUUAUCUCCAAGUGGCUGACUUCUCUUUUUCAAGGCUACUGUUUUCCAUCUCCUCGCUUAAAUACUGUAUCUUCUUCAAGUAUGGAAUUUGUAUGGAAACGAUGGUGGUGUCUUCAGCUGGGCUGUAUGUUAUUAGUGAAUUUGGUUUAUGCCAAUCUAGAGUAUCAAAAAGAAACUCCUCCAAGCCUGCGUGAGAUUGACCAUCAGUGCUGGGAGGUAUCGUCCCAUGGGCUGGUGGAAAUGAAGAAACUCAAGGUAGCAGAUACAGUCAUUGCUCUCUGGGACUUCAUGAUGUUCCUAAAGGAAUCCCCUAAGCCCAAGCACAAUGAUCUCUUCAAUGAUUUAGCCCAGAACUUCUGGGACAUGUAUGUAGACUGCGUGCUCUCAAGAUCCCAUGGAAUGGGCAGAAGACAAUUAACAUCUCCCAAAUAUUCUUCCACGUACUCACACAGAACUUUAGGAGGGUCUGCUUUCACCAAUCCGUUUUAGGCCAAAAGGGGAGAAAAUGAAGAUACUUGAACAAGGCAACAUCAGAACGAAGGAGCACAAAAUCACAAUAUGUAUUGUAGAUGUUUGGACAAAUCCUUUGGCAUGGUUCAACCCCUUUUUUUUUUCUUUUCUUUUUGUAUAAAGUACUUAAUCACUCCUAAACUGAUAAGUACAUGAACACCCACACUGUCCCUUUUGCUUUCCUGUCUUGCAGUCUACUAAGCUUGCCUUUUCCUUGCUCCAUGUGAAUGUGUUCUGAGUCAACACAUUUGUUUUCCCACAUAAACUUUAAAGUCUGGAUGUGUCA